Molecule: messenger RNA, 981 nt
Organism: Aspergillus vadensis CBS 113365
Lineage: Eukaryota; Fungi; Ascomycota; Eurotiomycetes; Eurotiales; Aspergillaceae
Product: zinc-binding alcohol dehydrogenase family protein
Exons: 1
Coding region: 7-981 (324 amino acids)
Molecular function (GO): oxidoreductase activity
Source: RefSeq, a predicted model, not a curated record
AACACCAUGAAAGCGGCGGUAAUUCACAAGUCCGGCGGUCCCGAGGUUCUAAAGCUCGAGGACCUGCCCAUUCCUAUUGCCAAAACUGGCGAGGUCCUAGUUCGCGUCAGAGCGUUUGGGCUUAAUCGCUCGGAGCUCUUUACUCGGCAAGGUCACUCGCCUAGUGUGGAAUUCCCACGGAUUCUAGGCAUCGAGGCUGUGGGCGAGGUAGUUGCAGCUCCCGGAACCGAAUUGAAGGAAGGCACCGCGGUUGCAACGAUCAUGGGCGGCAUGGGGCGACAAUUCAACGGUAGUUACGCGGAGUUUACCUGUGUACCGGCUUCUCAAGUCAAGGUGCUGCCAUCCAACCGCCUGACAUGGGAGGCUCUCGGGGCGCUGCCUGAGAUGCUACAGACCGCAUGGGGCUCACUUUUCUCGGCGCUACGACUGAAACCAGAUGAGAGGUUACUCAUCCGCGGCGGUACGACAUCAAUUGGACUCAUGGCUGCGGCUAUCGCCAAAAAGCACGGGGCCUUUGUCGCUGUGACGACUCGCCAGCCAGGACGGGUCACAAUGCUGCAGGAGAACGGUGCAGAUCUUGUCUUCAUCGAUGAUGGAGCGGUUGCUGGGCAGAUUAAGCAGCAGGGUCUGCAGCUAUUCAAUAAGGUCCUUGAGCUGGUAGGCACGGGAACGCUGACAGAUUCGCUCCGCUGCGCCGCCUGGCAGGGUAGUGUUUGUAUGACAGGCAUGGUCGGCAACGAGUGGACUUUUGAAAAGUUCAGUCCUAUGGACAUUGUCCCGCACACCGUUAACCUGACCAUUUACUCCGGCGGGGUGGAGGACUUCAUGGCCACACCAUACGAAGAGCUGAUCCCGCAGGUUGAGGCAGGCAUUUUGAAGGUGCGCCUUGGCAAGACAUUUCAUUUGCAAGAAAUCGUUGAGGCACAUCGCUGCCUAGAAGCUGGCAGUGCAGGAGGGAAGAUUGUAAUCUUAACAACCUAG